UUCUCAUCCUCAUUCGUAGCGCGUAUUAUGAGGGUCUGAGAGAGCAAACAAUCAUUUGAGCAUAAAGCCAUAAAUCUAUGCGCCAAUAAGAAGGAUUCCAAAGGAGUAAUACGAAACACACACACACACACACACACCAACAGAGGGGAAAGAAUUUCGAGAAUAAGCACAAAAAAAAGGGACAAGCGGACAUGAGACAGCAGAAAGUCGGAGUAUUAUGUGGAAUUUGCGGAAAUACACUUUCUUUUCAGAAGAGGGAACUAAGUGUUACUCGUACUAAGAUCGUAAGUAGCGAGCGAGGAUCUACUGGGCUGCUCGAGGACAUUGGCACAUACUUCACGACGAUCGUCCUCGUAGCUCAGCUUCGACACGACGCUGCUGGUCGCUGCCCCAGGGUCCACCUGCGACUGGAUCUGCAGGGGCAUCUGUUGGAUAUCUUAUGGCACUUACUGCUGCCUAAAGGUUUACCCGCCAUUCUCCACAAUUACUGGGUAUACUAUACUGGAGACUACACUCAACACAAAAAGCCAAGACCAAAUGGCAUUAUAGAGGCAGGCCGGCGGCCUCCUGUUGAUGACGUGAAAAGGAGGCAACAAUAUCAGAGACUUUGCCAGGGCCAUCAUCAAGUUACUUAAGUGAUUUCAAUUUGGUAAAUUUUUUACUGCCACAAGAAAGAAGUUUUAACUGAAGCAAUUGACAGAGAGCUAAAGGACGGCAGAGAUGAAGAGCGGACCCGGCUAAAGUGAGUAAGAGUCGACAAACUGACGGAUUAUAGAGGUGAGUGGAGCCGGGUGGACAUG
Molecule: messenger RNA, 800 nt
Organism: Drosophila miranda
Lineage: Eukaryota; Metazoa; Arthropoda; Insecta; Diptera; Drosophilidae
Exons: 4
Coding region: 192-635 (147 amino acids)
Source: RefSeq, a predicted model, not a curated record